GUACGUGCCCGCUUCCAAGAUGGCGGCAGCGGUGUCUGGCGUGCUGGGCCGGGCGGGCUGGAGGCUCCUGCAGCUGCGGUGCCUACCCGUUUAUGUUUCAGUGUCCCGCUGCCGACAACCUCUGGUGCCACGGGCCUUCCAUGCUUCUGUGGGGCUCAAGUCUUCAGAAGAGCAGAAGCAGCAGCCUUCCUCCGACUAUUCUCAGCAGCAUUCUGAGACACAGGGGGCAGGAAGACCUGAUUCAGAGUCUCCUCAUCCACCCCCCAGGUACACAGAGCAGAGCGGAGAGGAGGAGGAGGACUAUGAGAGUGAGGACCAGCUGCAGCACCGCAUCCUCACAGCAGCCCUGGAGUUCGUACCCAUCCAUGGCUGGACGGCAGAGGCCAUUGCCGAAGGAGCCAAGUCCCUGGGACUCUCCAGUGCAGCAGCCAGCAUGUUCGGGAACGAUGGCAGCGAGCUGAUUCUGCACUUUGUGACCCAGUGCAAUGCCCGGCUUACCCGAGUGCUAGAAGAGGAGCAGAAGCUGGUACAACUGGGCCAGGCAGAGAAGAGGAAGACAGACCAGUUCCUGAGGGAUGCAGUGGAAACCAGACUGAGAAUGCUGAUCCCGUACAUUGAGCACUGGCCCCGGGCCCUCAGCGUCCUCCUGCUCCCUCACAACAUCCCGCCCAGCCUGAAUCUGCUCACCAGCAUGGUGGAUGACAUGUGGCACUACGCUGGGGACCAGUCUACAGAUUUUAACUGGUAUACGCGUCGUGCUGUGCUGGCUGGCAUCUACAACACAACAGAGCUGGUGAUGAUGCAGGACUCAUCCCCAGACUUCGAGGACACUUGGCGCUUCCUGGAAAACCGGAUUAAUGAUGCCAUGAACAUGGGCCACACUGCCAAGCAGGUAAAGUCCACUGGAGAGGCACUGGUUCAAGGACUCAUGGGUGCAGCAGUGACGCUCAAGAACCUAACAGGUCUGAACCAGCGCCGGUGAAAGGAUAGAUGUCAGCCUGAGUUCCUGGAAGAAAACAAGCAGCUAGAUUUAAAGAGCUUUGAUAAGUAAGUAUCAUCCAUGGAACCAGAUGUUCAUGAAAACACACUGAAGGACUCUGGAGUCACUCCACAGCCACUAGGAAACCAUCAGGCACCUGAACACAACUCUGGCCUGGAACUGGGCCACUUUCUUCGGUUCCUACUACCCAUCUGGUCUUGUGAAGCCUGAGGGAUGUUCUCAUCUGAGCACUCAAACCACAGAAACAGCACCUCCCUCACGGUCUUACCUUGAUCAUGUCUUAGUCUUACAAGUAGUUGGUGGGGCAACCAGGCACCAGGUCCAAUGCCACCACAAGGUGGCAGUCCAUCCCCAGCAGAGCACAGGCUUGGGUGCACACAAGUUCCUUGCUGUUGUCCUGAGAUGCUACACCUGCGGAUCCCCUUAGAAAGCUGCCUCGCCUGAGGUGGGUGCCUGCUGGGUGGACAGUGAUGCGUUGUGGGAGUGUUACUGUAUUUAGAAUAUGUACAAUGAAUGAAUCUGUAAAAAAUAAUAAAUAUAUUUGAAGCA
Molecule: messenger RNA, 1549 nt
Organism: Dipodomys ordii (Ord's kangaroo rat)
Lineage: Eukaryota; Metazoa; Chordata; Mammalia; Rodentia; Heteromyidae
Gene: Coq9
Product: coenzyme Q9
Exons: 9
Coding region: 20-982 (320 amino acids)
Biological process (GO): ubiquinone biosynthetic process
Cellular component (GO): mitochondrial inner membrane
Molecular function (GO): lipid binding
Source: RefSeq, a predicted model, not a curated record